Messenger RNA from Dendroctonus ponderosae (mountain pine beetle), 626 nucleotides. RefSeq names its product 39S ribosomal protein L35, mitochondrial (gene mRpL35). Gene Ontology annotation, biological process: translation. Lineage: Eukaryota; Metazoa; Arthropoda; Insecta; Coleoptera; Curculionidae. The coding region runs from base 1 to 579 and encodes 192 amino acids. Gene Ontology annotation, molecular function: structural constituent of ribosome. Gene Ontology annotation, cellular component: mitochondrion; ribosome. The transcript is spliced from 2 exons. The record is from RefSeq and is a predicted model, not a curated record.
AUGAAGACAACAGGCUUUGACAGCAAAACACUGAUUGACAGUGUUAACCUCACUUCUGAGCAGGAAAUGCUGCGCUCCCUGCUCAACCUCACGAAAUUAGCAGUGCCUAGGCCUGCGGCGCUGCCAAGCAGCAGCACCCGGCCCGCCAUCACUGCCCUCUGCAGAAACUACUCGCUGUUCCAGCCUCAAAUAGCCCCCUCACUGUGUAGCCCCACGGGGCUCAGUCCCGUGCAGGAAAGCGUGCGGACAGUGACCAAGUUCUCCUGGGGGAAAGGCAAGAGGAAGAGCGUACACUCAGUACUGGAAAGGUUCUAUCGGCUGCAUUGGGGCAUCUGGAUCCGGCGGAAAGCCGGCUGCCACAAACACUUGUGGAAAAAAAGCCCGCAGCGAAAACGGCGCCUGCGACAGCACGUAUUUUGCAACGCCACCCAAAGCUACCUGCUGGAUAAAAUGGUCGGCAGCUACUGGCGCAAGCCCCGCUACUACGUCAACGACCCCUAUGAGCCUUACCACUCGCGGGAGGAGUUCCACCUCACUGCCAAGAAGCCGCGCCCCUAUUCAUCCCCUGAGCAGAUUUAGCCUCUUCAACUGUCCAAAUAGUUAAACAUAAACCCCUACAGUACUUA